AUGCAAGGAGACGAGGUUAUCGAGGCCAGUCUACUGCGCCCAGAGUACCCAGGCGACGAUACUCGACCAACAAGUCGGAAGGAGCUUGCUGGCUGGUACAGCUAUGGCUGGGCAGCAGAAGUUUUCACUGUGUGUGCAAUGGGUUCUUUUCUCCCGAUCACAUUAGAGCAGAUGGCUCGAGAUCGCGGCGUACUGCUAUCGGACAAAUCAACACCCUGUAGCGCAACUUGGAAAGCUUCCCGGCAAGUUAUAGGAUUCGAAAGCCCAGGAUACAGUGAACAGGCUGCACCAAAUGCCGGCCAGUGCAUUAUAUACAUCCUUGGUACCGAAAUUAACACGGCUAGUUACGCCAUGUAUACAUUCUCAGUGAGUGUGUUCAUUCAAGCCAUUCUGAUUAUCUCGAUGUCAGGGGCAGCGGACCACGGCAGGUAUCGAAAAAUGCUUCUGGUAAUCUUUGCCUUCAUUGGCGCCAUUUCUACGAUGCUCUUUAUUGCCGUAUCCGCCAAGGUCUUCUUUCUUGGUGGAAUUCUUGCUAUAAUAGCAAACACCUGCUUUGGGUCAUCUUUCGUGCUGUUGAAUUCAUUCUUGCCGCUACUGGUUCGCCAUCAUCGAUCCUUACUUGAAGGGAGCGGCGACGAAGGUGUUGCGCCCAUCGAUAAUCAUACGCCCCAGGAUCACAUAAAUGAUGACCCUACCUCACCUCUAUUGAGGCCCGGCCCUAGGGAGAAUGAGAUGCCAGGGACGCAGUCAGCACAUAUUGCUUCUAUGCCCACUUCCCAGGAACUGCAUCUUUCUACCAAGUUAUCCUCAUAUGGCAUUGGAAUAGGCUAUAUUGGCGCAGUUAUAUUGCAGAUUCUUUGCAUUCUUGUGGUUGUUAGUACUCAUCAAACCACGUUUUCCUUGCGGAUUGCGCUUUUUAUGAUUGGGCUAUGGUGGUUUACGUUUACGAUACCGGCAGCCCUUUGGUUGCGCGCUCGUCCAGGACCGCCUUUGCCAUCUGCUCGCAAUGGAAAGCAAUGCCAGUCAUGGAUAGGCUACAUGGGAUUUGCGUGGAAAUCCCUUGGCCAAACCGUCGUACGGGCGAGACAUUUAAAGGACAUUACGCUGUUCCUGGCUGCUUGGUUCUUACUGAGCGAUGGGAUCGCCACGGUUAGUGGAACAGCUGUGCUCUUCGCGAAAACUCAGCUCGAUAUGGAACCAGCUGCACUGGGAUUGAUUAAUGUGAUCGCAAUGGCUGGAGGUGUUGUCGGCGCGUUCUCUUGGAGCUAUGUUUCUCGGUUACUCAAUCUUCGAGCAUCUCAAACUAUCAUUGCGUGCAUAAUCCUGUUCGAGCUUGUGCCUCUAUACGGCCUACUGGGAUUCAUCCCAGCCGUGAGGACGCUAGGUUUCCUAGGCCUUCAGCAACCAUGGGAGAUGUUUCCGCUCAGCGCUGUAUACGGACUUGUGAUGGGCGGGCUGUCUUCCUAUUGCCGCAGUUUCUUCGGGGAGCUAAUCCCCCCCGGCCAUGAAGCAGCUUUCUAUGCACUGUACGCCAUUACCGACAAAGGCUCUAGCGUCUUCGGACCCGCCAUUGUAGGCGCGGUUACCGAUCGCUAUGGGGAGAUCCGUCCUGCUUUCCUGUUUCUGGCGAUCCUCAUAUUUCUUCCACUACCACUCAUGUUACUUGUGGAUGUGGAACGAGGCAAGCAGGACGCGCUUAAAUUAGCGGCGGAUUUGACGGGCAAGUAUGAACCUCCUACACUCGGAUAUGGGACAAUUCCCAACUUACAGUACGCCGACGAGGGCGAGGCGAGAAUAAAUGAAUAA
This is a messenger RNA of Aspergillus chevalieri, 1806 nucleotides long. Its product is annotated as MFS transporter. The coding region runs from base 1 to 1806 and encodes 601 amino acids. The record is from RefSeq and is a predicted model, not a curated record. Gene Ontology annotation, biological process: amino acid transmembrane export from vacuole. NCBI's taxonomy places the organism in Eukaryota, Fungi, Ascomycota, Eurotiomycetes, Eurotiales, Aspergillaceae. The transcript is spliced from 2 exons.